Molecule: messenger RNA, 1694 nt
Organism: Panicum hallii
Lineage: Eukaryota; Viridiplantae; Streptophyta; Magnoliopsida; Poales; Poaceae
Product: cytochrome P450 87A3-like
Exons: 9
Coding region: 1-1482 (493 amino acids)
Biological process (GO): sterol metabolic process
Molecular function (GO): heme binding; monooxygenase activity; oxidoreductase activity, acting on paired donors, with incorporation or reduction of molecular oxygen
Source: RefSeq, a predicted model, not a curated record
AUGGAAACGGAUCUUCUUCUAGCUGUUGUCAUGUGUGUGACGGCCCUGAUCGCCGCUUGGUGGUUCCACCUGCUCCUCAAAUGGAGCAGCGGCGGCCAUCGACGCCGACGGUGCGAGCUCACGCUGCCACCUGGCUCGAUGGGCCUUCCUCUCCUUGGGGAGUCCCUUGAGUUCUUCGCCCGGAUCCCAUCGCUUCAGGUUGUGCCCUUCUUCAAGAGACGACUGGAGAGGUAUGGUCCUGUUUUCAAGACCAACUUGAUAGGCAAAGACAUGAUCGUAUCCCUUGACCCUGAGCUCAACAGCUACGUGCUCAAGCAAGACAACAGGGCCUUCCAAAUCUGGUACCCGGAGUCACUCAAGCGGAUCCUCGGUGCCGUUCUCGAGGUCACAUCCUCCGAGUCCUUGCACAAGCGCAUGAGGACCAUGGUCCUCCGUGUCUUUGGCCCAGAAAACCUCAGGCUGGUGCUGCUCCGUGAUGUGCAGGGAGCUGCUCGCAGCAACCUCAGCUCGUGGGCUGAUAGGCCAAGCAUUGAGCUCAAAGAGGCUGUCUCAAGUAUGAUAUUCAGUGUUACUGCAAAAUUGCUGAUCAACUACGAUGCGUCCACGUCAUCAGCAGGAGAGCUGUGGAAACAUUAUGAUGCAUUCACCAACGGACUAAUGUCAUUUCCAGUGAACAUCCCUGGAACAGCGUUUUAUAAAUGUCUAGAGGGACGCAAGAAUAUAAUGGAGGCUUUGAAACACAUGCUUGAUGAGAGGAAGAAGGCAGCAGAAAGGCGAGAAACGAUGGAUUUCUUGGAUCUUGUGGUUGAUGAGUUAAAGGAGAAGCCUGUGCUAGACGAGGACUUUUGUUUGGAUGUAUUGUUUGGGCUGCUCUUUGCUAGUAUCCAUACGACAUCAACCGCACUAACUGCAGCACUCAAGUUUCUGACAGACAACCCUAAAGCACUACAAGAACUAGCAGAGGAAAAUGAGCAUAUCAGCAAAGGAAGGGUCGGUGCCAGUUCAGAAAUCACAUGGGAAGAAUACAAGUCCAUGAAAUUCACCUCUAAUGUUAUACACGAAUCACUAAGGCUAGCCAACAUCGCCCCCAUGUUAUUCAGGAAAGCAAACCAAGAUGUUCACAUGAAAGGCUACACUAUUCCAGAGGGAUGGACAGUAAUGAUUUGCCCCCUGGAAACUCAUCUGAAUCCAAUUACUUAUACAGACCCCAACAUAUUCAAUCCAUGGAGAUGGAAGGAUAUUUCCGAGCCUAUUGGAGGCUCCAAGGAUUUUCUUGUCUUUGGAUUGGGACUGAGGUACUGUCUUGGUGCUGACUUUGCAAAGCUUCAGAUUGCGACGUUCCUCCACUGCUUAGUUACUAAUUACAGGUGGGAAGUGGUCAGUGGAGGGGACAUGGUGCUUUCUCCCGCACUUUCAUUUCCUAAUGGCUUUCAUGUGAAACUUAUAAAAAAACUUGAAUUUGUUAUGAGACACUACAAAUAAGUCCUGAUUAAAAUGGAACUUUCUCGAUUAUGCAAACAAGAGAGAAUUCAUGUAGGUUUGAUGGUUGUGCCGAGCCUUAGCUCGAUGUUGGAUUAUAUAUAGUAUAAGGUUUGGAGUCUUCAAGAGAUGACAUGGUAUGCAUUACAUGACUGGUUACAAAUUGUAAACUAUCGAAUCUGAAGGUACCAAUAAAUUGUGCUUAAUUGGUUUUU